Anoplopoma fimbria (sablefish) is the source of this 1395-nucleotide messenger RNA. It is a transcript of the gene clul1, whose product is annotated as clusterin-like 1 (retinal). Bases 1 to 1395 code for a protein of 464 amino acids. NCBI's taxonomy places the organism in Eukaryota, Metazoa, Chordata, Actinopteri, Perciformes, Anoplopomatidae. The record is from RefSeq and is a predicted model, not a curated record. The transcript is spliced from 8 exons.
AUGAAGUUGCUGCUCGGUUUGGUUGUUCUGGCGGCGACGCUGGGGGUCCUUCAUUCUGCCCCAGAGGACCAACCCACUGGCAUCUCAGAGGACACCUUAAAACAGUUGUCCCUGCAUGGUGAGAAGCUGGUGGAUGAGGAGGUUAGGAGAGCUCUGUAUGGGGUGAAGCAGAUGAGGGAGGUGAUGUGGAGGAACGAGCGGAAGCAUGAAAACCUCAUGAAGUCCCUCCGACAGAGCAGUGAAAAGAAGAAGGGGGUGGACCAACUGGCUCAGGAGGUGACGGAGAAGCUGGAGGAGGCGGAGGAGCAGUGUAAAGACUCCCUGCAGUCUGAGUGGGAGGAGUGCAGACCCUGUCUGGAGGAUGCAUGUAAAACCUUCUACACCUUCACCUGCCGCAGAGGAUUUGGCCUUUUCCAAGCCAAGGUGGAGAACUUCUUCCGCAGAGUCUCCAACCGCUUCGGCCCCCGGGAGCCUGGCAUGGAAGCGGGGGACAUCCUGGUGAAUCAGGGCCCCGAAAACAUCGACACAGAGGUCGACCGCAUCGAGGACUCCUUCAACCACCUGACCAGCCAGGUGGGCCUGCUGGUGAGCCGCAGCGUGGCCCUGGUCUCCAGGAUGAGCAGCCGGCUGGACAAAGUCCUCCAGAGGGCCUUCCUGAACGACAGCGGCCUCCCGACGGAGGACGCCACCGCUGACCCCUACGACGCCAGCCGGGACUCGGGCUACCUGCAGGGCGUGGGACUGGAGGAGGUGCUGGACUCCUUCUUUGACUUCGGCAAGAGCGUGGUGGAGGAGUUUGGAGCUGUGGUGACCCAGGUGUUUGAUGACAUCCACGUGGCAGUGGAGGAGGAGAAGAAGAGAGGGAGGGUAAGUUUCCCGCGUUUCCUGCAGAACAGGAAGUUGUGCAGAGAUCUUCGCAAGCAGACGUCAGAGUGCUGGCAGCUGCAGAGCCAGUGUGAGGCCUGCCAGGGAGCUCUGCUCACAGAGUGCCCCAGUGUUCGGGAGCUGCACGUGGAGCUGGACGAGGUGUCCCAGCUGCUGGACGUGUCCAAAGGGCAGUAUGACGAGAUCUUGUCUAUUGUCCAGCGCCACACUGAUGAAACCGUCAACUGGCUCAGCAACAUGGCGGCUGAAUUCAGCUGGGUGGCUCAGACUGUGAGCAACAGCAGCUUUCCUGAAAACAUCUUCCGUAUCACCACGGUGGCGCCAAAGAGCCACGAUGAACAGAAUGCAUCUGUGACUGAGACCCAAGUGGAGGUGAACAUCCUGAACUCUCCCCCAUUUCUGCUCUCUGUUCCCGGGGAGCUGAAGCUGCUGGACCCGGCCUUCAUCCAGCAUGUGGCCCAGGAAGCUCUGAACAAGUACAAGGAGAUGGUCAGGUACGAGGAUGAAUAA